AUGGAGUUUGUCCUGCGGAGCACUACAGGAACGCCUGCCUUGCUGGGCGAGCGAGCGUCGCGAGCCAUCAGCAGCGACCCAGCAAUGGCUGAGCCCGCCUCACACGUGGCUUCUGAGGAGAACCUCAGCCUGGAGCCCAAGAGGAUGGCCUCGCCCACCCCGAAGGAGAAGCAGCCCAGGCGCCGCCGCCGCCGCCGCCAGGGCAAUGACUACAGCUUCGCUGCCUACUUCCCCAAGGUCCUGAAGCAUGUUCACAAGGGCCUCAGCCUGUCCAAGGAGGCCAAGGGCGUCAUGGACUCCAUCGUGAGAGACGUAUUUGAGCGCAUCGCCAACGAGGCCGCCAGCCUGGUCCGCCACAGCAAGCACUCGACCCUCACCUCCAGAGACCUGCAGAGCGCCGUUCGCCUCCUGCUGCCCGGGCAGCUGCACAAGCACGCGGACGUGGAGGGCACCAAGGCCCUCCUGAAGUUCAUCACCCGCCACUGA
Messenger RNA from Lepus europaeus (European hare), 486 nucleotides. RefSeq names its product late histone H2B.L4-like. Lineage: Eukaryota; Metazoa; Chordata; Mammalia; Lagomorpha; Leporidae. The transcript has 2 exons. Bases 1 to 486 code for a protein of 161 amino acids. Gene Ontology annotation, biological process: nucleosome assembly. Gene Ontology annotation, cellular component: nucleosome. Gene Ontology annotation, molecular function: protein heterodimerization activity; DNA binding; structural constituent of chromatin. The record is from RefSeq and is a predicted model, not a curated record.